GAUCCCUGGAAACGGAAGAAGGAAGCUCUUCACGAUCCAAACAAUGGCGGCGGCGGCGAAAGACAUCGCGACACGGCGAGCUGUGGCGGCGACGAUCAAGCUGACUGUCCCGGCUGGAGGAGCACGCCCAGCAGCUCCUGUGGGCCCUGCGCUAGGUCAGUACAGGCUGAACCUGAUGGCGUUCUGCAAGGACUUCAACGCGAGGACUCAAAAGUACAAACCGGACACUCCGAUGGCCGUGAAGAUAACGGCGUACAAGGACAACUCGUUCGAGUUCACCGUCAAGUCUCCGUCCGUGUCGUGGUACAUCAAGAAAGCGGCGGGGGUGGAUAAAGGGAGCACGCGUCCGGGGCAUUUGACGGUGACGACGCUUUCCGUGAGACACGUGUACGAGAUCGCGAAGGUGAAGCAGACGGAUCCGUUUUGUCAGUAUAUGCCGUUGGAGUCGAUCUGCAAAUCUAUCAUUGGUACCGCUAACUCCAUGGGGAUCAAGAUUGUUCAGGAUUUGGAGUGAUUUAAAACGUUCAUUUCGAAAUGGUCUUUUUGUCUUGUCUAAUAAACAUGAAUGUCAGAUUGCUCUGUUUCCUCUGUUUGGUUGCUUUGUUUCAGUAGACAAUUGAGUUACAAACACUUUGAUCGUGUGGUGUUUGGAUCGUUAAAGAGUAAUAAAGUUAGUUCCUUUAGCUUAAA
Molecule: messenger RNA, 690 nt
Organism: Brassica oleracea var. oleracea
Lineage: Eukaryota; Viridiplantae; Streptophyta; Magnoliopsida; Brassicales; Brassicaceae
Product: 54S ribosomal protein L19, mitochondrial
Exons: 1
Coding region: 44-514 (156 amino acids)
Biological process (GO): translation
Cellular component (GO): large ribosomal subunit; ribosome
Molecular function (GO): structural constituent of ribosome; large ribosomal subunit rRNA binding
Source: RefSeq, a predicted model, not a curated record